Messenger RNA from Megalops cyprinoides (Indo-Pacific tarpon), 2980 nucleotides. Its product is annotated as zinc finger and BTB domain-containing protein 47-like. Gene Ontology annotation, molecular function: protein binding; RNA polymerase II cis-regulatory region sequence-specific DNA binding; DNA-binding transcription factor activity, RNA polymerase II-specific. Gene Ontology annotation, cellular component: nucleus. Gene Ontology annotation, biological process: regulation of transcription by RNA polymerase II. The coding region runs from base 384 to 2621 and encodes 745 amino acids. NCBI's taxonomy places the organism in Eukaryota, Metazoa, Chordata, Actinopteri, Elopiformes, Megalopidae. The record is from RefSeq and is a predicted model, not a curated record. The transcript is spliced from 6 exons.
UACUUGAGGGACAACGUCUCACAUCCAGACUCGAGCCCUCCUGCCUUCCCCAUCAAUUAAUUAUAAACGGAAAGAAGACAAUGAAGAACGCUUUCUUUAGGUUUUCAACACCGUAGACUACAGCGUUCCUGUCCCUUUAAAGCUCCAGACAAAACGCCCAUAUGAUCGCCGUGCUCCAAUCACCAAUUCCUUUUGCAAAGGCAGCCUCUGCAUUUUUGCCUUUUUCCAAAUGCCAACAUGGCGAAAAAGGAUUGAUUGGGGAAAUUAAUUGAAGAGACAGAAGAAAUGUGAAAAAUAACGUUAAACAUUUUCAUGGAGAGGAAAAGCCCGAUGCAAAGGGAGGGGAAACGGGACUCCUUCGCACCAGAAAACCUUGGAUCAAAAUGUUGAUAGUGGAGAAGACUGCAGACUACCCUUCCACAGAGUUCUCGCUAGUGGAAGAUGUUUCCCUCCACUUCACGUGUUUGAUGGACAGACUGAAUGAGCAGCGCCUGUUUCAGCCAGCCCUGUGCGACGUGGACAUCGUGCUGGUGCGCCAGAAGAACACAUUUCAGGCCCACAAAGGCGUGCUGGCAGCCUACAGCCAGUUCUUCCACUCGCUCUUCACCCAGAACAAGCAGCUUCAGAGGGUGGAGCUGUCUUUGGAGGCCCUCACUUCCCAGGGCCUGCAGCAGAUCCUCAACUUCAUCUACACCUCCAAGCUGCUGGUCAACGCCUGCAACGUGCAGGACGUGCUUAGCGCUGCUGCUGUGCUCCAAAUGAGUGACAUCGCCAGCUCCUGCCGUGAGCUCAUCAGCAGCCGCUCACUUGGCCUCACUGUCGAAGCGGCCGCCCCACAGGACGGACGGUCCAACGCCGGCCCAGCCCACUUCUACCGCGAGGUCAAGCAGGAAGUGGACCCAGCACACUCUAAGAUUUACGCCCGGGAAGGCAGCAACCCAUUUUCCGUCCGGGUGGAGGACAGUACAGGCAAGCCCCCACAGCCCCCCACCAGCCCGGUCAAGCCAUAUUUCAAGGAGGAGCCUGGGAAGGGCGGGGCAGGGGGGCUGUGCAAGAUGGAGGACGAGACGGGGCAACCCGAGAACUCGGACACCCGUGCCUCCUUCAACCGUGAACAGAUCAUUGUGGAGGUCAACCUCAACAACCAGACAUUGAAUGUUUCCAAGGGCAGUGAGAGUAAGCCACCCCCGGCCGAGGCCUCUGCCCUGCUGACCGGGGGGGCGGGCCUGUGCCCAGAGACCGAGGAAGAGGAGGAGGGGGGAGUGGAAGAGGAAGAAGGGGACGAGGAGGACAACGAGGAGGAGGACGAGAAUGACGCAGAUUUGGGAGAGGAGGAGGAGGAGGAUCUGAGCGAGGAAGAGGAGGAGGAGCUUGGCAGCAGCGAAGUAGAUGAGGAGGAAGGGCCUGGAGAGGGUGACCAUGACAUCUCCGACCUGAGGACAUCAGAGAUGCCUCGGCGACAGACCAGGGCUUCAGGGGGUGCUGCGCCCACAGUAUCCAUGCAACAGACCCGGAGUGCCGUCACAAGGGCCAGCAGUGGCCGAGGGCGCAAGAGGAAGAAGAGCCAGGACAGCGUCAGCCAGAAGGUGAAGCUGGAGGAGAAGCAGCACUUCCCUUGCAUGAAGUGCCCACGUAUCUUCAACAACCGCUGGUACCUGGAGAAGCACAUGAACGUCACGCACAACCGCAUGCAGAUCUGCGACAAGUGCGGCAAGCGCUUCCUGCUAGAGAGCGAGCUGCUGCUGCACCACCAGACUGACUGUGAGAAGAGCAUCCAGUGUGUCACUUGUGGGAAGGCCUUUAAGAAGCUGUGGUCCCUUCACGAGCAUAACAAAAUAGUCCAUGGCUACGCAGAGAAGAAGUUCUCAUGUGAGAUCUGUGAGAAGAAGUUCUACACCAUGGCUCAUGUGCGGAAACACAUGGUUGCCCACACCAAGGACAUGCCAUUCACCUGUGAGACAUGUGGGAAGUCCUUCAAGAGGAGCAUGUCCCUGAAGGUGCACUCCCUGCAACACUCAGGAGAGAAGCCCUUCAAGUGUGAGAACUGCAAUGAACGGUUCCAAUACAAAUACCAGCUGCGCUCCCACAUGAGCAUACACAUUGGACACAAGCAGUUCAUGUGCCAGUGGUGCGGGAAGGACUUCAAUAUGAAGCAGUACUUUGAUGAGCACAUGAAGACUCACACUGGAGAGAAGCCGUACAUCUGUGAGAUCUGUGGGAAGAGCUUUACCAGCAGGCCCAACAUGAAGCGCCACCGGCGCACGCACACAGGCGAGAAGCCAUACCCCUGCGACGUGUGCGGCCAGCGCUUCCGCUUCUCCAAUAUGCUCAAGGCCCACAAGGAGAAGUGCUUCCGGGUCAGCAACCCUGCCCCCCCUCAGACCGAUCCCCUCAGCCUCGACCCUGCCUCCCCGGCAACCAGUGCAGAGGGGGCAGCCAAUCAAGUGGAACCAGUGAACGCAUCAAUAGCAGCUGGUGACGUCGUGGCACCCCGCGCCCAUCAUAGCUCCCCCCUCUCCCUGCCCUUGCUCCAUUCGAUGGGAGGUUUCUCCCCCACCCCUCACCUAUCCACUCUGCCUCCCAUGUUCCCUGCUGGAAGGAUUAACUCCAACAAUAAUUAAGCAUUCUUGAGGGGUUUUGUCAUUUUUUUGUCUUUUUUCCUAAACUUGGAGAAGACUGACACAGAGAGAAACUGCCAUCAGCCAAUUACAGACUCAGAUUUAAUCCACCAGGAUUCCUACAGCUACAGGACUUUUGUUUUUUUCUCUCUUCUCUGAUACACCAUUCAGAGAUUACGAACAAGUACAGAAAGAAUAUUUACAUAGCAGAAUUUUAUAAAUGUGUUUUGAAAUACUAAAUAGUCUCAAAAGCCCUUAACCUUUGUUUCAUACGACUUUUUUCCAUUUGGAUCUGUAUUGUUUUCCCAUAAGCUGAAGGAUAAUGCCUCACCCAGGAGCUGCUUCCUGUCUUUGGAUUUGCA